AUGAUCGGUGGCGAGCUUUUUGGCAGCAGCAGCAGCAGCAGUAGCAGCAGCAGCAGCAGUAGCAGCAGCAGCAGCAGUAGCAGCAGCAGCAGCAGUAGCAGCAGCAGCAGCAGCAGUAGCAGCAGCAGUAGCAGCAGCAGCAGCAGCAGCAGCAGUAGCAGCAGCGGCAGCAACAGCAGUAGCAGCAGCUCACCGCGCCUGAUGAAGAGCGAAGCCUCAGCAUCGAAGCCAUUCCAGGGCGAUGGCGAGAGCCACACAAAAAGAAAAAAUACAGCAGCAGCAGCAGCAGCAGCAGCAGAUGCUGCUGCAGCAGCAGCAGCAGAUGGUUGUGGUGGGUGGAGAAGCAGCAAUAUACACUGCAGCAGCAGCAGCAGCAGCAGCAGCAGCAGCAACAGGAGUCGUCGUAGUUGUAGCAGCAACAACAGCAGCAGCAGCAGCAGCAACAGUAGUGGUAGCAGCAACAAACACACAACAGCAGCAGCAGUAGCAGCAGCAGCAGCAGAAACAGCAGCAGAAGCUGCAGCAGCAGAAGCAGCCGUAGCAGCAGCGGCUGCAGCGAAGGCUUCAGCAGCAGGAGCAGCAGCAGCAGCAGCAGCAGCAGCAGCAGGAGCAGCAGCAGCACCUCAACCGCGCCAUUAUCAGCAACGCAACCUGCAGCAGCAGCAGCAGCAGCAGCAGCAGCAGCAGCGGCAGCAGCGGCAGCAGGAGGAGAAGGAGGUGCAGCAGCAGCAACAGCAGCAACAGCAGCAGCAACAGCAGCAGCAACAGCAGCAGCAACACCAGCAGCAGCAACAACAACAGCAGCAACACCAGCAGCACCAACAGCAACACCAGCAGCAGCAGCAACAGCAACACCAGCAGCAACAGAAACAGCAACACCAGCAGCGGCAACACCAGCAGCAGCAACAGCAACACCAGCAGCAACAGCAGCAGCAGCAGCAGCAGGAGAAAUUACUUUUUUGA
Molecule: messenger RNA, 963 nt
Organism: Eimeria mitis
Lineage: Eukaryota; Apicomplexa; Conoidasida; Eucoccidiorida; Eimeriidae
Exons: 6
Coding region: 1-963 (320 amino acids)
Source: RefSeq, a predicted model, not a curated record